Messenger RNA from Pistacia vera, 1082 nucleotides. RefSeq names its product putative expansin-A17. The record is from RefSeq and is a predicted model, not a curated record. Gene Ontology annotation, biological process: plant-type cell wall organization. Gene Ontology annotation, cellular component: extracellular region. Bases 31 to 798 code for a protein of 255 amino acids. The transcript is spliced from 3 exons. Lineage: Eukaryota; Viridiplantae; Streptophyta; Magnoliopsida; Sapindales; Anacardiaceae.
AGGACAAGGUAAUUAAAAAACAUAGAGAGAAUGGAAGGGCGCUUCGCUUUCAUUUGUGCUAUUCUAAUUUCAGUCAUAUUUUCCAUCAAAAUUAAUGUAGCAUCCGCUGCUUGGCUGAAAGCCAAUGCAACUUUUUAUGGUGAAAGUGAUGCUUCAGGAACAAUGGGUGGUGCAUGUGGUUACGGAAACCUAUACACAGAUGGUUAUGGUACAAAUACUGCAGCGUUGAGUACGGCUUUGUACAAUGAUGGCAAGUCAUGCGGUGGAUGCUAUCAGAUAGUGUGCGACGCCGCCCAAGUGCCUCAAUGGUGCCGCAAAGGCACAUAUAUCACAAUUACUGCUACAAACUUCUGUCCUCCAAACUAUGAUCUCCCAAGUGACAAUGGCGGUUGGUGCAAUCCUCCCCGGCCUCACUUUGACAUGGCUCAGCCUGCAUUUGAGUCCAUUGCCAUUUAUAAAGCUGGAAUCGUACCUAUUUUUUACAGGAAAGUUGGAUGCAAUAGAAGUGGAGGAAUUAGAUUCACCAUCAAUGGAAAGGAUUACUUUGAGCUAGUGCUAAUAUCAAAUGUAGGUGGAGCUGGAGAUAUAUCUAAUGUUUGGAUCAAAGGGUCCAAAAUGAGUGAUUGGCAAGCUAUGUCAAGAAACUGGGGUGCAAAUUGGCAGAGUUUAAGCUAUCUCAAUGGCCAGAGCUUGUCUUUCAAAAUCCAACUAAGCAAUGGAAAGACCCGCACAGCUCUUAACGUGGCACCUUCCAACUGGCAGUUUGGCCAAUCCUUUAAAAGCAACGUACAAUUCUAAAUCCAGGAUUGUUGAAAUUCGUCCAGUUUCCUUAGCGGACUUGUGAAUUUACCUUGUGUUUUUCUGUACUUUUGUUUUUGUUUUUUGAACACAGCUGUAUAUUAAAAUGCGGAGUGUUGCUUGUAGGUUGUGGCUUUUAGCAGUUUGCAAUGAAGCCCACCAAGUUGUGUAAGGUUAAUUUUUACAAGAACAAUAUAAUAUUUGUGUGAGAUUGUAAAAUCGAAUAUGUUGGUGACCUUGAGACUUUUCAAGGAUGCGUAAAUGCUUGGGUUUGAGAUCUUCAA